Molecule: messenger RNA, 1167 nt
Organism: Emericellopsis atlantica
Lineage: Eukaryota; Fungi; Ascomycota; Sordariomycetes; Hypocreales; Bionectriaceae
Product: putative biotin synthase
Exons: 2
Coding region: 1-1167 (388 amino acids)
Biological process (GO): biotin biosynthetic process
Cellular component (GO): mitochondrion
Molecular function (GO): 2 iron, 2 sulfur cluster binding; biotin synthase activity
Source: RefSeq, a predicted model, not a curated record
AUGAGCACUUCAUGGCGAGCGGCUGCCUCACGACACGCUUACAGCCUUCGUCCAUGCCAAGUACUGAACCGACCUUUUUCAACCGUCGUGGACCAGCAGCCGCUGCCUACACGCAGCCCAUUUGAAAACGACCAUAAACAACCAGACGUGAAGCAGACACAACAGGCGGAGGAGAUCUUCCGCCAAGCUGUGGCCGCCACGCAAGUCCGGAACAACUGGACAAAGGAGGAGAUUUCGGCCAUUUACCACCAGCCUCUAAUGAAGCUGGCCUUUGAAUCCGGCUCUGUGCACCGUCGAUUCCACGAUCCAGCAGAGGUCCAGCUUUGCACCCUGAUGAACAUCAAGACGGGCGGUUGCACCGAGGACUGCUCGUACUGCGCCCAGUCAACGCGGUACCAGAAGGGCACCGGUCUCGAGGCGAAGAAGGUCGAGACGGUCGAGUCGGUGCUCGAGGCGGCGCGCGUGGCGCGCGCCAGGGGCAGCACGCGCUUCUGCAUGGGCGCCGCGUGGCGGGACAUGCGCGGCCGCAAAAACGCCCUACGCAACAUCCGCGCCAUGGUUCAGGGCGUACGCGCACUGGGCAUGGAGUCGUGCGUCACGCUGGGCAUGAUCGACGGGGCGCAGGCGCGCGAGCUCAAGGAGGCCGGCCUGACCGCGUACAACCACAAUGUCGACACGAGUCGCGAGUUCUAUCCGUCCAUCAUCUCGACGCGGAGCUACGAUGAGCGCCUCAAGACGCUGGCUCAUGUGCGCGACGCGGGCAUCAACGUCUGCUCGGGUGGCAUCCUGGGCCUCGGGGAGUCAGCGCAAGAUCGUGUCGGGCUGCUGUUUACGGUGGCGACGCUGCCCUCGCACCCAGAGAGCUUCCCCGUGAACGCGCUGGUGCCCAUCAAGGGCACGCCCCUGGGUGACCGCCCUCCGAUUGACUUUGCGAGCAUGCUGCGGACGAUUGCGACGGCGCGCAUCCUCAUGCCGGCGACCGUGAUCCGCAUCGCGGCCGGGCGCAAGAACAUGUCCGAAGAACAGCAGGCCCUCUGCUUCAUGGCUGGCGCCAACGCCGUGUUCACAGGCGAAAAGAUGCUGACGACGGACUGCAAUGGCUGGGACGAGGACAGUGUCCUGUUUGGCCGCUGGGGUUUGCGGCCCAUGGAGCCGAGGGCGAGAUAA